AGGUUUUGCAACCUUGUGAAUCUUGUAGAAUUUAAUAUGAGAUCGAUGAAAAAUCUCGGGCUUUGAGAAAGUUGGUUUCUGUCAACUCUCUCCGUGCCACUAAACUUCGGGUUUUCGAAAAUCAAACGAGCUGAUAGGUGCUACUAAAUAAAUUUUCAAUAGCUGAUAAUUAGUUACUGAGGAUAUAUUUGGAUCUUGUAUUGAAUCAGAGUUGUGAUAGUACAGUUCAAUUUUAAAACAAUGGCCGGAGUCAAACCUAUGCAUCAUGAUCCAAAGAAGGUGGAGCAAUUAAACCAGGAGUUAUUCAAAGCAGGUGCUAUAGGUGCUUUUAAAGGUGGUCUUAUAGGUUUAUCUUCAGGGCUGCUUCUAAGACUCAUAAGUAAAACAUACCGUAAUGUGAGAACUCCAGUUCGUGUUUUCUAUCAUGCUACCUGGAUUAGUAUGGGUAUAGUGUUUUGGGCAGAAAAGCAAGUUUUAGUAUUUGAAGAUAAACUGUAUGCUGAAGAAAAUGAAAGAAGGGGCAGAAUAUUAGAUGAAGCAGCUGAGAGAGGUAUAUUCUUGGAAGAUGAU
This is a messenger RNA of Hansenula anomala, 570 nucleotides long. It is a transcript of the gene RCF3, whose product is annotated as Rcf3p. The record is from RefSeq and is a predicted model, not a curated record. Lineage: Eukaryota; Fungi; Ascomycota; Saccharomycetes; Phaffomycetales; Wickerhamomycetaceae. The transcript has 2 exons. The annotation marks the transcript as partial.